UUUCUCAAGAUAAGUUAGCUAACCCUAACUCUUACUUCUGCUAUUGUCUUUAAGGAGAAGAAGCACUUAGAAAUUUCAGAGAAGUUGGCAUCAUAUAAUAGUAUUGAUGAGUAAGAGUUUUUGUCAAGUUGGACAGAUAGGGUUAGUUUACAAGCUGGGAAUUCUUGGUUGGUGACACCCAAAAUAUCCAAAGGUCCACUUGUUCUUCUUUCUCUUCUUUAUGUUGAAGAAUAUGUGAGUUUCUUGAUUCAAUAACCCCCCCCCCCCCACAAACCCCCCCUCCCCCAACAAAAGCCAGAAAGCAGGAAAAAAAGAGAAUAUGAGUUAAAGAAACCAACCAAAGUCUACUCACUUUCUUUUUCAACCUUUCCCCACUAUCUACCUUUCAAAUCAUUACAACCUUUCCCUUUCUUGUACUUCCAUUUUCUUUUCUUCUCCAUUCUAUUUCUCUGGUCUAUCCAGCGGAUUCAAGAUUUAGAGUCAAUAGGGUCAAAAUAGAUGCGAUCUAUUAGAUAUUUGUAUUUUCAAAUUCUUUGUUUUCUUCGGAUAAGUGAUUCGAACAGAAAAUAGUGGUUCAGUUGAAUCUAUUGAACCUGCUCUAGAUCUGUCUCUACGAACUAUAAUAAAAGAGUAUGGAUCCGUCGAACAAUUCACUUCCACCUCCUUUCCAUACGAGAAAUUUUAACUUACAACACCACCAACAGCAGCAGCAACACCACCUUCAAUUCCAACACAAUUCAGAAGAUGAACAAAGUGGAACAAGUGGCCUACACAUGUCCGGGCAAAAGCGAGAUCGCGAAGACAACAACGACAACAACAACAAUAAUAAUUCAAAUGCCGAGGAAUCAAACGACGAAUUAGGUGCUAAUGGAACCAAUAGAGAUGGUGAGUUCAAUAGAAGGCCUAGAGGUAGACCUGCUGGAUCCAAGAAUAAACCUAAGGCACCUAUUAUUAUCACUAGAGAUAGUGCAAAUGCCCUUAGAACUCAUGUCAUGGAAAUUGCAGAUGGUUGUGAUAUUAUGGAAAGUGUUUCAAAUUUUUCAAGAAGACGUCAAAGAGGGGUUUGUAUUAUGAGUGGAACAGGCAAUGUUACUAAUGUAAACCUAAGACAACCAGCUUCACCAGGUGCGAUUGCAACCCUACAUGGGCAUUUUGAGAUUUUAUCCUUAGCUGGAUCAUUUCUACCACCACCAGCACCAGCAGCAGCGUCAGGAUUGACUAUAUAUUUAGCCGGUGGACAAGGACAAGUGGUGGGAGGUUGUGUGGUAGGGGCACUAAUGGCAUCCGGUCCGGUUGUGAUUAUGGCAGCUUCGUUUAGCAAUGCAGCUUAUGAAAGACUUCCACUAGAGGAGGAUGAUUCGAAUUCGCUUCUUCCUCAAGGAGGUUCACUUGGUUCUCCUCGAGCUAUUGGUCCAGGAGGACAACAACAACAACAACAACAACAAUUAUUAACUGACCCGUCGUUGUUUCAUGGAAUGCCACCCAACCUUCUCAACAAUGUUCAAUUACCUUCUGAGGCUUAUUGGGCAACUGGGCGACCUCCAUUCUAACUAGCUGAAAUUCAUAGACAACGGGUCGGGUAAUUUUCUUUGAUUCACUUGUUUAAGGUCAUGGCCCUCCAAUUUUGGAUCAUAUGAUCCAAAACUAGAGGGCCAUAACCUUUAAUCGACGAAAAUUCUCUCUCUCUUUCUCAUUAGUCUUCAAGAAUUCUUAGCGAUGAUUUUUAGGUAAAGGGUUUUCGUGUGUUGACCAUUUCAAGUUCUUCAUAUAAUGUUCCUUUUAGUAACAUUACGAUUUGAAUUUUACGUCCUUUUUCAGGUUAGGUUUUUCGAAUGUUAGUUUAAUAUUAUGAUCACAUGAUAUGAAAUAUUUGUCAUUUGACCUGUGC
Messenger RNA from Nicotiana attenuata, 1888 nucleotides. RefSeq names its product AT-hook motif nuclear-localized protein 24-like. Lineage: Eukaryota; Viridiplantae; Streptophyta; Magnoliopsida; Solanales; Solanaceae. The record is from RefSeq and is a predicted model, not a curated record. Gene Ontology annotation, molecular function: minor groove of adenine-thymine-rich DNA binding; DNA-binding transcription factor activity. The coding region runs from base 633 to 1550 and encodes 305 amino acids. Gene Ontology annotation, cellular component: nucleus. Gene Ontology annotation, biological process: vegetative to reproductive phase transition of meristem. The transcript has 2 exons.